This is a messenger RNA of Sciurus carolinensis (gray squirrel), 1580 nucleotides long. It is a transcript of the gene Trip13, whose product is annotated as thyroid hormone receptor interactor 13. The transcript has 13 exons. Lineage: Eukaryota; Metazoa; Chordata; Mammalia; Rodentia; Sciuridae. The record is from RefSeq and is a predicted model, not a curated record. Gene Ontology annotation, molecular function: ATP hydrolysis activity; ATP binding. Gene Ontology annotation, cellular component: nucleus; chromosome. Gene Ontology annotation, biological process: meiotic recombination checkpoint signaling; reciprocal meiotic recombination. Bases 67 to 1365 code for a protein of 432 amino acids.
CGGGUCAGGGAGCGGCGCUCUGUGCGCGGCAGAUUCGAAGCGGACGGGCGGGCAGCGGCCGGCGGCAUGGACGAGGCGGUGGGCGACCUGAAGCAGGCGCUGUCCUGCGUGGCCGAGGCGCCCGCCGUGCACGUGGAGGUGCUGCAGCGCGGCGGCAGCACUGCAAAGAAAGAAGACAUUAAGCUGAGCGUCCGGAAGCUGCUCAACAGGCACAACAUUGUGUUUGGUGACUAUACGUGGACUGAGUUCGAUGAACCUUUUCUGACCAGAAAUGUGCAGUCUGUGUCUAUUGUUGACACGGAGCUGAAGGCUAAAGACCCUCAGCCCAUUGACUUGAGCGCCUGCGCGGUCGCGCUCCACAUCUUCCAGCUGAAUGAGGACGGCCCCAGCAGCGAGAACCUGGAGGAGGAGACGGAGAACAUCAUCGCAGCGAGCCACUGGGUGCUGCCUGCAGCUGAAUUCCACGGGCUCUGGGACAGCCUGGUGUACGACGUGGAAGUCAAGUCGCACCUCCUGGAUUACGUGACGACGACCUUGCUGUUCUCGGACAGGAACGUGGACAGCAACCUCAUCACCUGGAACCGCGUGGUGCUGCUGCACGGUCCUCCAGGAACAGGGAAGACGUCCCUUUGUAAGGCUUUAGCCCAGAAACUCACCAUCAGACUGUCGAGCAGGUACCGGUACGGCCAGCUGAUCGAAAUAAACAGCCAUAGCCUCUUUUCUAAGUGGUUUUCAGAAAGUGGCAAGCUGGUGACCAGGAUGUUCCAGAAGAUUCAGGACUUGAUUGACGAUAAGGAAGCACUAGUGUUUGUGUUGAUUGACGAGGUGGAGAGCCUCACGGCGGCCCGCAGCGCCUGCAGGGCUGGUGCCGAGCCCUCGGAUGCCAUCCGCGUGGUCAACGCCGUCCUGACCCAGAUCGAUCAGAUCAAAAGGCACUCCAACGUGGUGAUCCUGACCACCUCCAACCUCACCGGGAAGAUCGACGCCGCCUUCGUGGACAGGGCUGACAUCAAGCAGUACGUCGGGCCGCCCUCUGCCGCCGCCAUCUUCAGGAUCUACCUCUCCUGUUUGGAAGAGCUGAUGAAGUGCCAGAUCAUAUACCCCCGCCAGCAGCUGCUGACCCUCCGAGAGCUGGAGAUGAUUGGCUUCAUCGAAAACAACGUGUCCAAGUUGAGCCUCCUCCUGAGUGAGAUUUCAAGGAAGAGCGAGGGCCUGAGCGGCCGGGUCCUGCGGAAGCUCCCUUUCCUGGCUCACGCACUGUACAUCCAGGCACCCACCGUCACCAUCGAGGGCUUCCUCCAGGCACUCUCCCUGGCGGUGGACAAGCAGUUUGAGGAGAAGAAGAAGCUCUCGGCGUGCGUUUGACCCUGGGCGUCCCUGACGGAGCCCGAGGCUGCAGCUGGGUGGCACUGACCGACUCAGCUGCCUCUGGAACCCUCGGACACUCCCAGGUCCCCAGGCCAGAAUGCAGGCAGUGGAGCCUCGUCAGAGCCAGGGCCCUGUCCACCUUAUUUAAAAUGUGCAUCAGAAGGCAGCAGCCGACCUUUUCAGUUUUUAAAAGAUAGUUUGAAUUCCGUUGG